Mycena citricolor is the source of this 268-nucleotide messenger RNA. Lineage: Eukaryota; Fungi; Basidiomycota; Agaricomycetes; Agaricales; Mycenaceae. The record is from the annotation of a GenBank genome assembly.
ACGUACAGCAUCCAUUCACAUGGAUUUGUGAUCCCGGAAAAACUGAAGGAGCGAGUGCCGGAAUUGAAUCUACGUCAUCGAUCACUCGGACCCUUUUUGUGAGAGACAGAUUGUGUGAACUUUGCAAAAAUGAAAAGAUCUGCCAACCUCUCGUGGUGUAUACAUCCCGAAGAACGCUGCCGUACCGUUGCCAUGCAUGCAGCUUGAAUGUCGAGCCUAAAUCUUUCAUUACAUGUUCUCAACCAGUCUGAAGAAGGAUGUCGGCCAC